Molecule: messenger RNA, 866 nt
Organism: Raphanus sativus (radish)
Lineage: Eukaryota; Viridiplantae; Streptophyta; Magnoliopsida; Brassicales; Brassicaceae
Product: ethanolamine-phosphate cytidylyltransferase-like
Exons: 7
Biological process (GO): phosphatidylethanolamine biosynthetic process
Cellular component (GO): cytoplasm
Molecular function (GO): ethanolamine-phosphate cytidylyltransferase activity
Source: RefSeq, a predicted model, not a curated record
CCGAGGUUUGAGGACGGAGCUUCUUCUGCUGGUACUCGCGUCUCACACUUUCUUCCUACUUCCCGCAGGAUCGUUCAGUUCUCCAAUGGCAAGGGGCCAGGACCUGAUGCACGCAUAAUUUACAUAGAUGGUGCUUUUGAUCUUUUCCAUGCUGGCCAUGUUGAGAUUCUCAGGCGUGCUCGAGAGCUUGGGGACUUUCUUCUUGUUGGAAUCCAUAAUGACCAGACUGUCAGUGGUAAAAGAGGAGCGCAACACCCAAUCAUGAAUCUCCAUGAAAGAAGCUUAAGUGUUUUGGCAUGCCGCUAUGUAGACGAGGUGAUAAUUGGUGCCCCAUGGGAAGUGUCAAAAGAUACGAUCACGACAUUUAACAUUUGGAAAGUGGUUCAUGGGACAGUAGCAGAGAGCGAUGAUUUUCAAAAGGAGGAAGAUAAUCCGUAUGCAGUACCAAAAAGCAUGGGCAUAUUCGAAGUACUAGAAAGCCCUCUUGAUAUCUCAACUUCCACCAUAAUCAAGAGGAUUGUAGCAAACCAUGAAGCUUAUCAGAAACGUAAUUUGAAAAAGGAAGCUAGUGAGAAGAAGUACUACGAGCAGAAGUCUUUUGUGACCGGCGACUGAUAGAUUCAGAUGCUAUAAUAUGUUUUAGAGGACAAAACCAUCUUCAGGAUGUGAAUCUUUUAUAUCUUUGUAGAGGCUAUAGUACCUUACAUAUUACAUUUUGUUCUCUAGUCUAUGUUUUACAUAAAAGAGGGCAUCAAUUGGUUUACACUACCAAAUUGCUUCUUUUAAUUUUCUUUACUUUUGGGGAUGUUACAUUAUACUUUUUGACUUUCGUUUAAUCAAAUAACAAUGAUAAAAAUUUGAAUUUA